This is a messenger RNA of Coffea eugenioides, 1681 nucleotides long. RefSeq names its product disease resistance protein RPM1-like. The transcript is spliced from 2 exons. Lineage: Eukaryota; Viridiplantae; Streptophyta; Magnoliopsida; Gentianales; Rubiaceae. The record is from RefSeq and is a predicted model, not a curated record. The coding region runs from base 162 to 1679 and encodes 505 amino acids. Gene Ontology annotation, biological process: defense response to other organism. Gene Ontology annotation, molecular function: ADP binding.
CUCGCCCGUGUUCUCUCUUUCGGCAAACUUCGAUUUGACAGGGUAGGUUUGGAUCAGCUAUUGCCAGAGGUUUCAUUUUCUCUCAAAUACUACAACUGGACUGUCCUAUAAACUAGAAGCCGCCUCCCCCGACAUUCUUAGGUUAAAAAGAAAGACUGAAAAUGGCAGAAACUGUUCUCUCUUUUGUGCUGGAUCAACUCUCAACUUUUCUGCACGAGGAGGGACGACUAUUGGGAGGGCUUCGGCAAGAGGUCCAAUUCAUCAUGGAUGAGUUGGAGCAAAUGAGAGCUUUCCUGCGAGAGGCAGAAGCAAGAGAAGAAGAUGCUCAACCCACGCUCCAACAAUGGAUCAAGCAAGUGCGAGAUGCUGCUUAUGACACUGAGGACAUUCUUGAUGAAUUUGUAGCUCGCUUUGCUCGGCAUCGCGCAACAGGAUUCUACGGCUCUGUUCGGAGAAUUUUCAGCUCCAUCAAGAAUUUGAGAGCUCGUCAUCGAGUUGCUAGCGAAAUACAAAGCAUCAAGUCCAGAAUCAAAAGUAUUUCUGAAGGUCAUCAAAGAUACCAAUCCGAAUAUGGUAUCUCUGCCCAAGCGUCCAGCUCACUUUCUGCUGUGAACAACACAACAUGGCGCUAUAGCAGAGAUGACGCACUGCUUGUGGAAGAAGCUAAAUUAGUUGGAAUUGACCAGCCCAAGAAACGUCUUAUUCCUGAGCUCCUUCGAGGGGAUGAUUACCAACUAAAGGUUGUUUCAGUGGUUGGUAUGGGAGGACUUGGCAAAACUACCCUAGUGAAAAGAGUCCACGAGGAUCCUGAUGUCAGAAGGCAUUUCCCAGUUCGUGCUUGGGUAACUGUCUCUGAAACAUGUGACUUUCAGUACCUCCUGAAAGACUUGAUUCAGCAGUUACACAAGGAAGGGAAUAAACCAGUCCCACAAUCGAUAGAGUCUAUGACUACCACUGAGCUGAAAAAAAUUGUCAAAGAUUUUCUUCAACAAGCUGGAAGGUAUGCGAUUGUUUUUGAUGAUGUAUGGGACGUGGAAUUUUGGAAUAUCAUCAAAUUUACACUGCCCGAGAGUAGCCACGGCAACCUUGUCAUGCUAACAACUCGAAGAGCUGAUGUAGCCUCUGCCUCUUGCAUUGAAUCUCGGGGUCUUGUCUACAGAAUGGAGCCACUCUCUGUAAAGGAUUCGAGGACCCUGUUUUGCAACAAGAUCUUUAAUGGUGGUAAUUGCCCUGGCCAUUUGAUGGAUGUUUCCAAAGGUAUAUUGGACAAAUGUGAGGGCUUGCCCCUUGCAAUCCUUGCAAUCAGCGGGCUUUUGGCUUCAAAAGAUGUAAACAGAAUAGACGAAUGGGAGAUGGUUCGACGCAGCCUUGGGGGUGAAUUAGAAGGCACGGGUAAGCUGGACAGAGUUAAAAAGAUACUCUCUCUCAGUUAUAAUGAUUUGCCUGGGCAUUUAAAGACAUGUCUGUUGUACACAAGCAUCUUCCCAGAGGAUUAUGAAAUAGCAUGCAUUAGACUAAUUCAUUUGUGGAUUGCUGAAAGGUAUGUGGAACGGAGGGAAGGAAUGAGUUUUGCAAUUGUAGCUUGGAGUUAUCUCAUUGAACUCGUCAAUAGAAGCCUAAUUCAAGUGACUAAGGUGUUUUUUGAAGGAAUACCUCAAUAUUGUCGAAUCCAUGACUAGGG